AUGGCUUUGCACGGCAGACUUUUCCGAACUGUUGUAUACAAUGCAGCCAGCGACGGAAAACUGGAGAGAAUCAUGGUGAGUCAAUGAUGUUUCUGAAUUUCGAAUGAAAACAUGUGUAUUCUCGCUGCAAUCUUGCCUGUUUUUCAGGUUUUCACCGAAAAUCAGCGAGCCAACGCCGCCUGGCUCCACGAGUGUUUGAACGCAGAUUUCAGUGAUCAAUAUCCGCUGGUGAUUGCCGCGCGGAAAGGUCACACGGCGGUUGUCGAUUACUUGGCAAGUCCCUGGAAUUUAUAACUCCUCAAUUUCCUUUUCAGCUUGACUUGGGAGCCGAUCCAUCUGUUCGAGGCAUUGUCGAGUUUGACAAUGAUAAUAUUCGUGAGUGAAAAACCUUUUCAUCUUCAUUUUCAAUCGAUUGAAUUCACAGAAGGAACGCCUCCCUUAUGGGCUGCUGCAGCUGCCGGACACCUCGACGUGAGUAUUUGUGCCUGCUCGCUCAAAAAUGCAUAGUUUUGUGUUCAGAUCGUCAAGCUUUUGGUCGAAAAAGCGAAUGCAGACGUGAAUCAGACGACGAACACGCAGAGUACGCCGUUGCGAGGUGCCUGCUACGACGGACACGUCGAUAUUGGUUAGUUUUUAUAAAAAUCUAUCUAAACUCGAGCGGUUUUCAGUGGAAUAUCUACUGGAAGCAGGCGCAAAUCCGCACAUCCCGAACAGACACGGCCACACUUGUCUCAUGAUCGCCGCCUAUCGGAAUAAGCCACUGGUGAUCUGUCAACUUUUAGAUCACGGAAUCGAUGUAAAUACACAAACUGAAAAAGGUAAUUCUGAAAGUACAUUCAUCUCAUUUCUUAAAUCCAAUCUGCUGAAGGAAACUCGGCACUGCACGAUGCGGCCGAGAGCGGAAACGUGGAAGUUGUGAAUCUUUUGCUAAAGGCCGGAGCCAAUAUGCUCCCCGACGUCCAUGGAGUCAAUCCGCUGAUAUGUGCCGCACAGAGUGGAUGUGCAGAAGUAAGGAGCUCUCAAGUUUAGGCCAAUUCUUAUAAAAAUUUCAAAUGCAGGUAGUAAACGUCCUCUCCGCGAGUGUAAAAUGUGCAAUCAGCCGUCGGGAUGCUCUGAAAUUGCUCGGAAGCACUUUGCUGGACAAGAAGAUGGACGCGAUGUCGGCGAUGAUGUGCUGGCGGAAAGCGAUGGACGUACCGCUGAACAAGAACGAGCAGAAAGUGGUGAGCACGGCGACUAUCAUCGUUUUAGCGCAAAAUUCAAAAUGUUUACCCAAUUUUUCAUUAUUUUUUUUCGUCGAAAACGACCAAAAUUCUGCACAAUGUGCUUGCAUAAAUCUGUGAAACGAAUCAUUGCACACAUUUUGGGUCUCAAAGAUUUCAAAAAUGGGAAAAAAAGUGAAUCGAUUUUGAGUUUUCUCUGUUCCAGGUUCGUGAAAUGGAAACUUUCUGCGAGGUGAAGCCGGUUUACGACAAUCUGCGAGAGAUUCAGCACGAUUAUGACGUGGAAAUGAUCGACGGAAAUCUGGAGGCUCAAAGAAUGCAGGUAAAUGGUCCCUCGUCCUCAUUUUCUUCUUUUUAUUUUUGUCGGCCUCUUUUAGCACCAAUUCGCGGUGGUGGAUGAGUGGCGGGAGCGUAAAUUGACCGGAAAACACACCUCCCGUCUAAUUGGUCCCCCCUUUUUUUCUCGCGGCUGUUGUUGUCUUUUCGGCGCGCCUUUCGGGUGAUGAUUGUGUCGGAAGUGGCCCCUUUUCCGAGUGAUGUUCCGCGUGCACAUGAAUUGGAAUGAGUAUGAGCCAGUGGGGCAAAAGAGCACGCGAGCCCAAGAGACGCGGAGACUAAUGAGUGUGACACGCAACAAUUCGAAGCGAGAUGUCAGUUGAUAUAUGACAAUGAGCACACUCUCACUCGCGGCUCACUUUGACUCGGAACAUUCGCAAAACGAGAAGAUUUACGAUGAUAAAGUGUGGCGGCCGGACACUAGCCAAUUGUGUUGCAUAACGGAUAUGGGUGUGUAAAGCGGCACCGCUCUUUGUGCCAACGCUUUUGGAUUUACCGCUUACUAGGAGACAGAAAAAGUUGGUCCCUCUGAAAAAGUAGAUACUUUAUUUCCCACCUGUCAGCCCUCAUUAGUCACGGUGACCGUCGUAUCUGUCCGUUUGAUUUGUGGCCCUUACGUCACUCGUUCAAGAGCCAUCAAGGCCAUAAGAGGUCCUGAAAGGUAUAUGUAUGCGUAAUCUGUCUUUUGGCAUUCCUAAUCAAACAAUUCGGAUAUCUGAUCGGACCUGUUCUGAUCCUUGAACUUGAAGAGCAGAGCACAGCCGACCGGCGGGCUCCAGAGCAAGAAGUAGAGUAGCAUAGAUUAAUGUCCAGAUUUCUAGAAUUUCCUUAAGUGGCAGCAAUCUGGACCGGAGUUUCAUACACAAGACUAGCGGUUUCUUAUUUUACCGGCUUACUCUAAUUUUUCAGUCUUUGAUAAUCCGCGAACGAAUCCUCGGCGGCGCGCACUCGGACGUCCACUAUUAUCUCCGUUUCCGCGGCGCCGUCUACUGUGACAUGGGACAGAUGGACAAGUGCUACGCCCUUUGGAAACACGCCCUCGAGCUCCAACAAAAGUAGUUUCCUUUCUUUCACUUCUCCCUUUUCUCAUUCCUCCUAUUUCCAGACACUUUUCUCCGCUCCACCACGGCUCCAUCACCACUCUCCAAUCGUUCCAAGACACGUUCGUAAUGACACUCAACGACCACGUCAUCGAUCAUCGCGCGGACCGUUCGCUCCGUGUGAAGCCGUCUCUCGUUGAGUACGUCUUCAACAGUGUCUGCCAUGAACUCGAGCGAGUGCAAGCAUGGGGAAACCGGCCGAUCCUUGAAGACACCGAAUGCUGUGGACACGACAAUUGCGCGCACGUAUCCGAAGAGGGAGAGAUCAAGAAACUGGUUCUGGUGGCCGUGGAACUAGUCAAUGUGCUCGACAGACUCUCCCUUCCGUCUCCUGGCGGCGAAGAGGAAGCCAAGGAGGAGAAUGUGAAGCUGAACCUCGAAAGAUUAGUAACGAUCUGCGAGGCACUGCGCGUGCCGCUCCUCCAUUACGCCCUCGAGGAAAAGUCCGCCGAAAACCCGGACAUGCUGGGACUCCCGAAAGCCGCAGUUCUUCAGCAGCUCCUCGACAUGCGCAUCGACGUGAACGCGGCCGAUCGCGACGGAAACACCCCGUUGCACAUCUUGCUCCGCGCCAGAAAACUCCGAAGGAGUCUGCUGAGAGCUCUGCUGAGCCGUGGCGCGUGGCUGUACGCGCGGAACAAAGAGGGAGUUGUGGUUAUGGAGGAGAUGCGAAGAAUGGGCAGGAUGGACGGCUGGAACAUGUCCGGUACCAGAUUAGGUGAGCUUGGAAAAUGUUUCUUGCUUAUUAACUGCUCGUUUUGUCUGCAUGCUCUACUUUUCCGUUCCUGUCCGUAACGUACGUUUAUAUCGAGAAUUUUCCCAUUACUAAUAUAUUCUCGCACGCCGUUAACUCGUGUAAUCAACUUACUUUGAGCUCGUUCCCAUGUGUACUCGCGGACGUUCGAAAUCCGUCGAACUAAUCACUCUCAAUUAUACAUUUCUACUCGCACCCCGUUUUGUGUUCAAUGAGAUUAAGCGGUGGCCGCCCACUUUGCACCCGGCACAAAGGUACUCGAUGAUAUCCAUUUACUUUUCAUUUGCAGGCCGCUACAUAACUUUGGCCGGAAUAACGGCGAACGCGAUGCGCUCCAAGUACGAAGGAAUGUUCGACGGCACCGAGGAACUCGUGCCGCGAGACAUUCGCCGUUUCUACAUGGCACACUGA
Caenorhabditis sp. 36 PRJEB53466 is the source of this 3824-nucleotide messenger RNA. The record is from the annotation of a GenBank genome assembly. Lineage: Eukaryota; Metazoa; Nematoda; Chromadorea; Rhabditida; Rhabditidae.